This is a messenger RNA of Bolinopsis microptera, 1906 nucleotides long. RefSeq names its product RNA-binding protein 7-like. Gene Ontology annotation, cellular component: nucleus. NCBI's taxonomy places the organism in Eukaryota, Metazoa, Ctenophora, Tentaculata, Lobata, Bolinopsidae. Bases 50 to 748 code for a protein of 232 amino acids. The record is from RefSeq and is a predicted model, not a curated record. The transcript is spliced from 4 exons. Gene Ontology annotation, molecular function: single-stranded RNA binding. Gene Ontology annotation, biological process: regulation of alternative mRNA splicing, via spliceosome.
AUACAUGAUAAUAAAAUAUCAAUUAUCUAAUUAAUUACCGCCGGUAGUCAUGGCAACGUCAGAUGAGGAACUAACAGUUUGGGUCGGUGGACUAGAUGGUCAAGUCACUACGGAGAUUCUUUGGGAACUUUUUGUCCAGGCUGGACCUCUCUUAGAUGUAAAACUUCCAGUUGACAGAGAUACCGGAGAACAACGUCCCUACGCUUUCGUCGCUUUUAAACAUCCAAUAUCAGGACCCUAUGCGGAACGGUUAUUCAAUGGGAUCCAACUGUUUGAGAAGACAAUAAGAGUUCGUUACAAGGGGUCCCAGCGGUUUGAUCAGAACAAGUAUCAUGAACUGUAUGAGAAGUUGUUGGAGAGGCUGGUCGUCGAAAACCCUGAUAAAUACGGAGGUGUAUUUGAAGAGAUAGAUGAACUAAAGAGUUCCUACGUUGGCAACAGAAUAGUGUACGAUGAAGACGAACAAUUUGCUGGCUACAACGCAUCACGUACCGACAAUUAUCACAACAACUCGCGUGAUAAUUACAAUGGAAACAACAACCAACGUCAUCAACAUGACAACAGCGGAUACGGUGACCGCAGACGGCAGCAUCACCCAGACAGAUCAUAUGAUAGGUCACAAGAUAGGUCACAUGAUAGAUCACAAGAUAGGUCACAAGACAGAUCCCACAACGAUCAGAGACAAAAACCAUACAAUAGGUCUAAAAACGAGGACCAGUACUAUCGGCAGAGGGGGAGCCGGUUUUAGUGAUCCUCAGAACAAACUUUAAUUAAUUUAUUCUGUAAAUUAUCUGUCAAAUCAGAGACUUUUAAAUGAUGGUAUACAAUAAGCUUAUAGUUUGGUGAGCUUUCUGUUCUCUUGUAAGUGCUCCUGUAAGUAUGUUUCAAAUACUCAGUGUUAUUUCCUCAGUUUACAUAUACCACAUUUUUCAUCAGUAUUGAAUGAUCCUUUUAUGUGUGACAGUUGUUAAUGAAAAGGAGUAUGGAAAAUUGGGUUUUUGUGCGUUAUUCUUUGCCUUUUACCAUUCGUUUGGUCGUAAAAAUAUGUUUAUUCGACGAUCUGUAUCAAUUGAAUACUGUUUGAUAAUGGUUUUUAAUUUUAUAUACCCAUUUUUAGUAACCACUUUAAACAUUUAAAGGCCAUUUUACAUUUAAUUUUAAAUGAUAGCUAACAUUUUUAAGUGCUGAAUUCAGAUUUUCAAGUUUAUUUAGUAAUUUGGAAUUUUCACGGUGAUGACGAAACUUUAACAAACUUUUUGCUAACAUUUGACCACUGGCUCCAAGUUGGUGACAGUAACCAAUCAGGUAACGACCAUCAAUCGUCAAGUUUUGCUCACGUUUCGAAACACAUGUUCUCUGCUAAGAAACCGAGCAUAGCUAGAGGCCAACAAAACCGACUAUAUAGUUUAGACCAUGGUUAACAAUUUAAUUGAACAUCUAGAUACACUCAUACCGGAAUGAUAAAGUCAUUUUUAAGUCUCAAUUUGUAAAUGCAAUGCUGUUGACAGAUAAGAUGUAUCAUCUGUCCCAGGCACCUCACAGCCAUGCUUGGGUGAUGGGUUCCUCGGGUACGAGUAACUGUGACCAACAUUUAGCCGACAUAGAUACUUGUUGGUUUACAUAUGUUGGUGACAGUAAGGGAUCUGCAGUAACGGGAGGAGGGUGUUUCAAAUGGCCUAAAUCAAGUCAAGGUAGAUAGAAUAUUCUCAUAAGAGAAACAUGAUCACUUAUUAAAUUAUAGUCGUCAAAUUUAUUGAAUAUUGAUAUUUUAUUCACCGUGAAGUAGACGAAUAAGGCCGAAAUUUACAUUUUAGUUUAUAGUAUAGUAGUAAGCUAUUUUGAAGCCAACUCUUCUGUAUAAUUGUUUAAUUCUGAUGAUUUUAACAUAAAACAUAAUCAGUGAUAA